Homalodisca vitripennis (glassy-winged sharpshooter) is the source of this 1660-nucleotide messenger RNA. RefSeq names its product spermatogenesis-associated protein 5-like protein 1. Gene Ontology annotation, molecular function: ATP binding; ATP hydrolysis activity. Lineage: Eukaryota; Metazoa; Arthropoda; Insecta; Hemiptera; Cicadellidae. The record is from RefSeq and is a predicted model, not a curated record.
AUGUGGCAAAACAGCUCUUGUACAGAGAGUUGCAAAGGAUUGUGGGCUGGUGCUUACGAACUAUCGUGGGGCCAGAGCUGUUGUUCUCCACUGCCAGGAGAGGCAGAGAGAGCACUCACCGCCGUAUUUGACGAAUGUAGACUUCUAGCCCAGGAGUGUACAGGAGGCUGUUUGUUUGCUACUGGACCAAGUGGAGAGUCUGUGUGGGCGACCAGGGGACUCAACGGAGAGUCAUGUGGUGAGGCUGGCCAGUCAUCUGCUGUCCUUGCUGGAAUCUGCACACAACACGCCGGGUCUUGUCGUAGUCGGCAACCACCAGCCGGCCUCAGGCCUUGCACCCGGCAGCACGCCGGCCAGGUCAUUUCGACCAUGAGAUUACACAUUGGGGUGAGCACUGAGAGUGAGCGAGUCAGCAUUCUGCUAGCGGUGACUCGUCACCACGGCCUGUGUGACUCACCGUGUGCCCAAGUGGCUCGGUGGACUCCAGGGUUUGUGGGAGCAGACCUGGCUCUGCUGGCUUCUAACGUAGCAAGACACUUGGAGAGAUUGGGUCUUCCAGCCAACUAUGCUGAUGAAGAAAGCCUACUGCAGUUUUGGCGGAGUCGUGUGUGUUUGCAGCAGCCGACAGCACUUAGAGGACAACUAGGAGUGGUGCAGGGAGAGAGAGGUGACUUCUCCCAGCUGGGGGGUGUGAGCGGUGUAAGGCUCAAGCUGCUGCAGGCUGUACAGUGGCCACUCUCACACCCUGAAGCCUUCCGGCGACUGGGCCUACCACAGCCUAAAGGGGUCCUGCUGUAUGGGCCACCAGGUUGUGCAAAAACCAGUUUGGCACGUGCUGUGGCUGGCGCAACACAUACCACGUUCCUGGCGGUGAGUGCGGCGCAGAUAUACUCGCCCUAUGUAGGAGAUGCUGAGCGCACUGUAGCGGAACUGUUCCACCGAGCUCGCACCGCCGCUCCUGCCAUAUUGUUUAUCGACGAGAUAGAUGCCCUGGUGGGCUGUCGAGGCAAGAGAGAAAAAGGCUCCCAGGAGAGGGUUCUGACAACUUUCCUGACCGAGAUGGAUGGAGUGGGAGUGCAGUUAGACAAAGGCAUAUGUCAGGCAGGUGUAGUAGUGGUAGCGGCUACCAACCGACCGGACGUGUUAGAUCCUGCACUGACACGCCCUGGUAGGUUUGACCGUCUCAUCUAUGUUGGACCUCCAGAUGCCAGUCAGCGACUGGACAUACUCCGCACUGUCUCUAGCAAGAUGGCCCUGGCCGAUGAUGUGGACCUGGCCUGGAUAGCAGACAACACUGAGCUGUACUCUGGGGCAGACCUCGCUCACCUGUGUAAGGAGGCCGGCCUCAGUGCCUUGACUCAGGACAUGAGUGUAGAGGAGGUGAGACAUUGCCACUGGCUCGCUGCGCUAAAGGAUUCCAAGCCUUCCUUGACCCAGGAGCAAGUCAGGAGUUAUGAACGUCUAGCAGUGUCACAGGACUAAAUUAAAGGUGGAAAAGUGAACAUAUCAGCAGUGCACUGACUAAAAGAUUGCACACUACCACACUACUGUCUGACUGCAGCUAGACCAACAUCGGAGAUGAGGAAAAUAUUAAAAAUAAGUGUUAACAAUGCAAUUUUGUACACAUAUGUAUGAUAAAAUUUUAUUUUGUAAACUGUCA